Messenger RNA from Poecilia latipinna (sailfin molly), 526 nucleotides. RefSeq names its product E3 ubiquitin/ISG15 ligase TRIM25-like. The transcript has a single exon. The record is from RefSeq and is a predicted model, not a curated record. The annotation marks the transcript as partial. NCBI's taxonomy places the organism in Eukaryota, Metazoa, Chordata, Actinopteri, Cyprinodontiformes, Poeciliidae.
AUGGCUCAGAGAGGAAAUCAGAUGGAUUCAGGAAAACUCUCCUGUUCCAUCUGUUUGGAUCUACUGACGGAUCCGGUGACUACUUCCUGUGGACACAGCUACUGUAUGAACUGUAUUAAAGACUACUGGGAUAGAGAAGAUCAGAGGAGAAUCAACAGCUGCCCUCAGUGCAGGAAAGAGUUCAAACCGAGGCCUAACCUGCAGAAAAACUUCAUGUUAGCUGAGUUGGUGGAGGAUCUGAAGAAGACUGGACUCCAAGCUGCUCCAGCUGAUCACUGCUAUGCUGGACCUGAAGAUGUGGCCUGUGAUGUCUGCACUGGGAGGAAGAUGAAAGCUGUCAAGUCCUGUCUGGUCUGCUUGGUUUCUUAUUGUGAGAAUCACCUUCAACCUCACUAUGACGUCCCUGGAUUAAAGAAACACAAGCUGGUGAAUCCGUCCAAGACUCUCCAGGACAACAUCUGCUCUCGUCAUGAUGAGGUGAUGAAGAUCUUCUGUCGUACUGAUCAGCAGUGUAUCUGUUAUCUCU